Pieris napi is the source of this 4316-nucleotide messenger RNA. RefSeq names its product carcinine transporter. Gene Ontology annotation, cellular component: membrane. The transcript is spliced from 8 exons. Gene Ontology annotation, molecular function: transmembrane transporter activity. Bases 69 to 1970 code for a protein of 633 amino acids. NCBI's taxonomy places the organism in Eukaryota, Metazoa, Arthropoda, Insecta, Lepidoptera, Pieridae. The record is from RefSeq and is a predicted model, not a curated record. Gene Ontology annotation, biological process: transmembrane transport.
CUAGUCAUGAAUAUACCUCAGUCACUUUUAUCCAAAUCAGACUUUACGCGGGCAAAACGUACUGAAAAAUGAACGACCGGAUUUUAGACCAAGAAAGCUACACUCAAAGUACACCGGCAAAGGCGGCACACGAUGAUGGAAUAGAUUUAGAUGAUUUGCUCCCGAAGAUUGGUGAAUUUGGAUUAUACCAGAAGUGUUUGCUAUGGCUCGUGUGUCUACCUGCAUGUCUACCUUGCGGGUUUUGUGCAUUUAAUCAAUUGUUUAUGACAGACACUCCAGAUCACUGGUGUCGAGUGCCACAGUUAAGUAAUUUUUCGUUGGAGGAACGUAAAAUGAUGUCGAUCCCAAAAAAGUUUCAGGCAGAAGACAAUUCUACUUAUGAAAGUUGUGUGCGAUAUUCCGUAAAUUGGACUGAAAUUAUGGAAUUAAAUCAGUCGAUACAUAUAAAUGAGAGUUGGCCGUUAGAGCCCUGUCUGGAUGGCUAUGAAUACGAUAGGUCCGAAGUAAUAUCCUCUGUUGUAAUAGAUUUCGAUUUAGUUUGUGACUAUGAUGUUUAUCCAACCCUUGGAUUAGUAGCAUUAAAUGUAGGUGGGCCUGUAGGAGUAUAUUCGUUUGGCAUUUUAAACGACCGUAUCGGAAGAAAGAAAUCCUUCUUUGCAUGCCUAUCAACACUAUUACUGGGCAGUAUUAUGACUGCAUAUGCACACGAAUAUUGGUUUUGGGUUGUAGCAAGGAUUAUUGUCGGAUUAACAAUUCCAGCUGUUUAUCAAAUACCUUUUAUAAUUUCUCUAGAACUAGCAGGACCUAACUAUAGAUCAUUUGUUACUGUAAUGACCUGCAUAUUUUAUACCCUUGGAUUAAUAUUGUUAUCCGGAGUGACGUACGUACUUCGUGAUUGGCGAUCUCUGGCUUUAGCCACUUCCGUCCCAUUCUUUUUUUACUAUCUAUAUUGGUUUGUUCUACCGGAGUCUCCUAGAUGGCUACUAAUGAAAGAAAGACUGGAGGAGGCUAAUAACAUUUUAAAAACGAUAGCUAGAGUAAACGGCAAACAUUUACCUGAAGAAUUCACAACUAAGCUCCAAAAACAGGUUCUAGAACAAAAAGAACACGGCGUGAAAGAAACUAAAAAUGCAAACGCAUUUUCGUUAUGCAAGACUCCUAAUAUGCGACUUAAGACGAUUUUGAUAACUUUAAACUGGUGCGCAUCUGAAAUGGUGUACGUCGGCCUUAGCUAUUAUGGGCCAGCCAUCGGUAGCAAUCAAUAUAUGAGUUUUUUCCUGUCGUCAGCGGUGGAAAUUCCUAGUUACAUAGUUUGUUGGAUUCUUAUGGACAAGGUAGGCCGGCGCUGGCCUUUAUGCUUAUCAAUGGUUAUCAGUGGAAUUUUUUGCAUGGUCACUGUACUUUUACCAAAUGAUGCUGAAACUGAAACGCUGAUACUGUAUUUGAUAUCGAAAUGUUUUAUAUCCGCAUCAUUCUUGAUCAUUUACCCGUAUGCUGGAGAAUUAUACCCGACAGAGUUGAGAGGUGUUGGCAUCGGUACUUCGGCGUACAUCGGAGGACUUGGUUUAAUAAUAAUACCUUUUAUAAAUUACUUGGGAACGAAUAACUUAGUACUGCCGUUAGUUUUGAUGGGGGCAUUAUCGGUUGUUGGAGGUUUAACAGCACUCCGGUUACCAGAAACUCUACACACGUCACUACCACAAACCGCUGAGGAGGGUGAGGAAAUUGGCAAAGAUUGGACGUACAAAGAUUGCUGGAGUUGCGGAGGACCCAGACAAGUGGAAUCAGAAGGCGAUUCAUAUGAGAACUUGGAUCAAUUGGAGCUGACCCAGGCUCCAAUAAUUGAAGAUGAAGUAUCAGAACUUCGACCGGCUAGACGGAGUUCCAUGAGAAAGUUGGUACGCCAGGCGAGCAUACUUGAAACACAACGAGACCACGACGGCAGCCUCAAGAUGACUUAUUGGUUUUAGUUUUCGGCGCCUCGUAAUGAUUCUGAUAACUUUUUUAUAUUUUGGAUGGUACCUCAUUGUUUAGAUUGCUACAAUAGAUAUUUAGGCCAGUCUGAAUGAUUUACGUUAUUAAAGAAAUUGUCUAUAUCCAAGUUCUUGAUUACAUAGAGAUAUUAUCAGUGGCGUAACAAUACGGUGGCAGGGCUGGCAAAAUGCCACGGGCCCCCGACCCAAGAGAUAUUAUGUUCUAUGGAUGAAUGUGAAGUCUCCAAUACGCAUUGGGCUAGCUUGGGGACUACAUACCAUUCCCUCUCUAAGAGAGGAGGCCUAUGGCCAUUAGUGGGACAUAUACAACGAGUACGCUGAAAAAUCUCGAAAACUGAGUAGGUACAACGAUUUUUACUGAUAGGGCCCCAUCAAAAGAAUUUGCCACGGGCCCCAGGUGGUAUAGUUACGCCACUGGAUAUUACUAAGUUGAUAUAAGAGAUAUAUAAAGAGUCUGCGCAUCUGAGGCGUCAGUUUCCUCUUCUUUGUAAGGUAAAAUAAUUCUGUGACGAACCUUCAAAAAUUAUAGCUUAGCCGAAACAUUAAGCUAAGAUAGAAUACGAAGCCAGCCUCAUAAAAUUUAAUUGUUGUAUUGUGUGUUUUGGUUUUUAUAGAUUGUAACAGAUUUUAUUAUUAACAAUACUUUAAUAUUUAUUUUUGUAAUACUGUUUUUGAAGAAAUGUUCGACGUUACUUGAAAUACUAUAUAUUUUUAUAAUAACCAUAUAAAACAGACAAUUAAGCGUCAUUCACUUAGUACCAAUGCAUAGGUUGUUAUUUUGUUCCUAUUUCAGAAUUUUAGUAAAGUUCUUUAACGCAAAUUUAUUACAAUAUUUACAUACCUAUGUUAAAGAGUUUUUAUUUAAAUGUGUUGUGCUCGCGUAAUAUUUUGCUUUUUACUCAUAGUUUAUUAGAUAUGUAGAAAAUUUACAUAGAUUUUAACUAGGUUUAUAUAUAGUUUAACAUUUUCAGUCAAUAUUGCCGUGUAAAUCUUGUGAUUUAAGUGUUCUGAGAACUUUAAACGAACAGUGUCUAGUUAAUGUAGAAUAAUUUCUUACAUAUCGAGCGGCAAUAUCGCUAAUGAACUUAACCUUAAAGCAUGUUAAUACGCCCUUGAACUAAUUGUCUAUAAAUUUCACUUGAUAGAUAAAAACAAAUACUCGCUGAGGCCUAUGAUAGAAAUAAAAACAUGUAAUUCAGUAACUAGCCGAUUCCGAUGUAAAAAUAUAUAAGAAAUCAGUAAACUUUUAAUAAAAUACCAAAGGAUUUACGAGAAUCUGAGUUUUGCUAUAUUAUUAACACUUAGAAGGCAAUUAUGACAAGCAUAUCACGUACUAUCAAUAUAGCAAUUUCGAUUUCUAGUUAUGUAUAUAAUUAUUAAUGUGCAAUGUUCCAAGUUCGCGGCGUCAUCGCUACGGAAAUGAAUAAAACUAUAAGGAAAUUAACAUUUGCGGUUAGAUGGCGAUAUUAGAGAGAUUCGAUUCCCAAUAUUGUAUAAUUAUUGUGUCAAAUAGUUAAUAUUAAAAUUUUAUAUGGUAAGACAGCAUCAACUUUGUUAGUCAUUUAUUUACUUAUUUAGGUAACCAACAGCUUAUAUAAAACAUAAAAGUUUCAAUGUGUGUUACAAUAAUAGCAGGAUUAAAAUUUUUAUUAACAUUUGUAAUUUAAAAAAUAACUUAUAUUGAAAUAGUUAUUAAUUUCUUUGUUACUAAAAAUAUGGAGACGUUUACAAAUAAAAAGUUUAAUUUGUUUUUAUGUAUGAUUGUACCAGAUUCGAUAAUUUCAAUAUUGGAGUCUGGAAAGUUCCAUUUUGGGCGACAAAUAAAACCACAUUAUUUAUUUCAUACGCAUUUACUAAAAAUUAUAUAUUUUGUAUAACAUUAAUUCUAAAUAGGAUACAUCAUAACUAAUAUACAAAUUAACAUAUUUACAAUAUUAUCUAAUUAAUUACAUAUAUUUGUCUCGAGAUUAACUACAACUUCACGAAAGAUUUGUAAUAAUAGUCAGAAAAAUAAUGUUUUAGUUACUAUAAAUUCGUUAAUAUAUGUAGAAUAUUCUAAGUCAAUAAAAAAAUAAAAAUACCUUUAUCAAGUCAAAAUUAUUCCAGUCAGUUGCCCUUAUUAAAUUAAAAAAAAGACGUUUAAUACAAAAUAAUCAAAAUUGUACCAGAAAGCUGGUUCAAAAUUAUUACAAAAAUAGUAUAGUUAAAACGUUACGGUGAGUACUAGUAAAGUUUGACACGAAAAAUAUUCCUUCCUAUAUUCUCGGCUUUAUUAUAAAACGAAUAAACGUAAAAUACUAAAAUAAAAAAAAAAUUAAUGGC